This is a messenger RNA of Ylistrum balloti, 1776 nucleotides long. RefSeq names its product pseudouridylate synthase TRUB2, mitochondrial-like. Gene Ontology annotation, molecular function: RNA binding; pseudouridine synthase activity. Bases 98 to 1339 code for a protein of 413 amino acids. Lineage: Eukaryota; Metazoa; Mollusca; Bivalvia; Pectinida; Pectinidae. Gene Ontology annotation, biological process: RNA processing; pseudouridine synthesis. The record is from RefSeq and is a predicted model, not a curated record. The transcript is spliced from 9 exons.
AGACGGGAAAGCACAUGUCAAAGUGAGAAAGUCAGUUGAUUUUAAUACAAAAUGAUUUCUUGCUGUCCGUGACAUCGAGUUUCUGAGUAAACACGCAAUGCCUUUCAAAUUUAAAUCGGGAGAGCAUGCCCUGAGGAAUUUACACGGUUAUUUCUGUGUAUAUAAACCCGAGGGCAUGAGAAUGGCAGAUCUGGUGCAAACUCUACAAACUAAACUUUUGCAAGAGAUCAAUGCUCUACCAAAUUACCUCUUUGAAACAACAAAUCCCAGACUGCAGGCCGGUUCACCAAGUCUUGCUGAAGGACAUGCUAAUGCCAAGCCUGACCUGCUGGCGGCUGGUAGUACAGAAAAGUCAGUGGUUGGAAUGGAUUCUAAUUUAACUACAAAUUCAACCUCAGAUUCUCUUACAUUCAGCUCAGAGCAACAGUUAAUGGAGGCUGAGAUAAUGAACAAUCGUCUUGUUUUGGGUGACCGAUAUGAGCCAGAAGACUUACGCUUAUUUGCAAAUACGGGGCUGGCAAGGUACUCUUCAGGUCUUGUUGUGAUUGGAUCUGGAACCUACAAAUAUAGAACCAAAAAACUGAGUAGUAGAUACAUACAGGUAUACCAUGUGAAAGGUCUCUUGGGCUGGGCAUCUGAUUCCUAUAGUACCAAAGGUCGCAUUGUUGAAAGGAGCACUUUUAGCCAUGUGAACACGUCACUGGUGGAGAAGGUGUGUGCUGCUGUGGAGGCUACUCACCAGAGGAAGAUGUUUGACUAUGCUGGAGUUAACCCAGAGAGUCAGGAGGCAUAUGAGCUAGCCACACAGGGGCUGCUGCGUCCACAGAUGCAUAUCACAGAGCCUAUUAUCUACAGCAUCAAAUGUGUGGCAUUUGACCCACCAUACUUUACACUGGAGAUUCAUGCCAUCAAUGAAAGGUGCUAUUUUCUUGCUGAAGUAAUUCAUAAUUUUGGACUGUUGAUGAAGACUACAGCAGUGUGUGCUGGCAUCCGUAGGAUUCGUAGUGGUGUUUACGAUAUAAGCUAUGCCCUGUUGUAUCAGGAUUGGGAAUUGAACAAAAUCACUGGUAAUAUCAAAGAUUGUAAGCUCAUCCGACCACCAUCUCACCUGGAGAGACUUAGUCCUACUUUAGGAUAUUUAAACAAAGACAAUAAAGGUGUAUUCCGACGUAUGAUGAAACAACCACAAGUGUCUCCAGCUUUAAGUGUAUCAGAAAGGAUCAGAAUGAAGGAAGAACUCAUAGCAACCAAGAAAAUGAAAAAAGAAGUGCAAAAGUUCCUGUCUAGUAAAUUAAAUGAGGAAGAACCUGAAGUAAUAGAUGGAGAGGUGAAAGAGUAAAGGCUUAUUGUGGUGUUUUAUAAAUAUAUGAUCACUUCAUUAGUAUUUUAUUGGAUGCUUAUUCCGUUAAUUUAAACAUUGAAACAGAUUUUUUACAAAUAUUUGAUAUUUGUAAGAAAGAUGAGAACAAUAUUUGACAUUGACCUGUUUUCAAGGUCAUACAAGUUGAUUAUGUUAAAAAUUCUGUCAAAUUAUUUUGAAGAUCAAGAAGAUUAAUAUAUUCUGUAUUUCAUGUGUAAAUAAGCAUGCUCUACAUAAACUAUCAACAAACCAGGAUACAUACAAACCUGAUGGGAAUCUUAAUCAACAUCCAGUAGAGGAAUUUUGAUAUCAGAAAUUAUUUUUGAAUCCAUGAUUUGAAUGCAGUUUGUGAUAUGAUUUUAUGUUUUUGUUGUCACUGUUUACUUGAAUACAAUGUAUUUACCUUAUACACUCUA